UCGCUAUGAAAUCCGAGGACGGCGAGCACCAAGUACUCAGCCCAUGGUCGUCCUCGCCACGGGGACCCGCGGCGGCUCCGUCUGCCACGACUUCGGCGUCGCAGACUACGUGGCGUCGCUGGGUGCGGCUGCUCGCCUCGUUUCGGCCGCGCACCCACGAGCCCACCACUAUGACGGUCACCAUGCCGGCCACGGUGGCCGCCAUCAUGGACAGCUCGUCCAUACAGCGCAUCACGCUGAUGCUGGGCUCCAGCCUCAUGUGGACCAUGCUGGCGGUGCUGGGCCGGCGCAGGCACUCGGUGGAGCACACGGCCCGCCUUCUCUUCUUCGUAAGCCUGGGCGCUUUCGUGGGCGUGCUCAGCUGCACGUUGCGUAUGACGCGCCCCCACGGAUCCAUCGCCGUCAACGCUUCCGUGGUCGUGCGCGGCUUCACCACCGCCUUCGCGUUCGCUGCCAGGUCGACAUGGGUGAGAUGAGCAUGGCCAGCCAGACGGCGUUCGCCUACGUCUUCUUCGUGUCCAAGGCGCGCGAGACGGACCAGGGACUGGCGAACAUGUACAAGUACGCCAUGGACGUGCUCAUGGCGUGCGCUCUCACGUGGACGUUCCUGCCCGAGGAUGCCGUGCCACGUUCCAGCUACGGAGCGGCCGUUUUCGUUCUUUGCGCCGUCGUGACGGCCGAGGUGCAGCGGCUGCACCACAUGCCCCGACCAGCGCCAGGAGGCAGGGUCCGCAUGCGCUUCUUCAUGUGAAGCCCGCAGCUUCACUCCGAUUGCUCUCUGUAUUGUCAAGCAUUAAUUAUCAAUAUCGUCUCGUCUUUUAGCCUCUGUUAUCAUUCCAAAGCGAAUCUAAUAAUGAAAUAUGAGCAUUUGAUAAAAUCAACACCUGUGUGCUGUUCGCUCAGAGCAAUAUGACUGCCUCUAACCUCCUCCGGUUCGUUCACAGUAUCCUUCCAAGGUCAACAAACUGAGGAAAUGCGGCCAUGUGGGAAAGUCACGUUGCUCGUGUUCUUCUCUAAAUAAUAUAUGGCUUUGAUCUAUACAUUCUUUGUUUCUUAGUUUUUUGUUCUCCAGGCACUUUGCGGUAGGUAGGUUCCUUCCACGCCUCUUUUGAGGUCGCUGUAAAAACAGACAUGCGUGGCCGAUGGUGCAAUUCAACGUCUGACCUCCAGAAGAGCAUCUCAUUGCUCUACCCAUGAGGCCACGAUCGUUGUUUUUGUUUUCUUUAUUGGCGGUUUUGAGAAAACAAAACCGAGUGCAACGGUGAAAACGAGUCAACCUGUCUUUGGCUCAGACGGCAGAAAUAAACUGUUUUCAAUACAGCCAAAUCAUCAAGCACCAUAAUCUAGGCUCUUUGCAACUAAAGCUGCGCAUUAGCGAUGUAACAUUCUACUGCGUUUAUGAUCGUCCCAGGUCAAAAAGAUUUAACGUUUCAUUACCGUAGUGAAAAUAUCAUUGCCAUUUUACCAUAGACCGCAUGCCAUAGACAUAGCAGUGUACGAUUGUAUAACAGGUAUUAAUUGAUGACGUCACAAUUAUUUGUUUCUCUCGUUUUCGCACUCUCAGUACCUAUGUAGAACCCAACAGUCGGCAUGUCUUAAGUUCGCGUCCAGUGGCCGUCGUCGAAAUCGUGCCGUCACGGUUCCACGAUAGUCGUCACUGUCGUCUCACUGCUGUCGUCGUAGACAGGCUCGCCUAAGCCAAAUAGCAGCUCGCCUUACACUAACGCGUUGUUCUACCUGGCGGCACUGCGUAACCUGGUACAAUGCCAGGUAGCCACCUAUCUGCAAACUGCUUAGCAUAAUAUCGAUACCCACAGUGCGUGGGUCCUUGGUCCUGCUCAUCAUCUUUCUCUUUUUUGCUUCUUGAAGACACGAUCUUCUGUAGCGAGAUCUCCUGAGGCAAUUUGAGGCUUUCUAUAUUGCAUGUAGGAGAAAGAAAAGGCUCCAAAAUGAAACUGGGAACGAAGCAUACUCACCAAUUAUUGUGGGGCUACGUAUUGAGCCGUAAUGUUGAGUCAUUACGGAAACAAGGUCAAAAUUUAACACAGAUGCUCUCGUUCAAAGUGGACAUGCCUGAAAGCUGAACCGAAAGUGUGGCUUUAUUUAAUGAAAAAUGCGCGCAGAUCCUGGACACUAUGCAGCCUAAAAAUGUGGACCAAUUUCGCAAGGUAGUGCAGUCUAAAAAGAAAGAACUAAAUGUAAAGGAAAAUAAAGCCUGAGUAACAUGUUCUAUGUAAGAGUAAGAUGGCAAGAAAGAAAAACAAGUUCUUAUGAGGGAGCCUAUGUUCGCUCCCUAAUUACAGACAUGGAAAAACGUGGAACAACAGACCCCAUGGACAGUGGCAGCAGCCACGAUACACGGUGAACUCUUAUUGCUUGAAUAAAGAAGCAUUGUCUUUUCGA
Messenger RNA from Dermacentor andersoni, 2403 nucleotides. RefSeq lists its product as uncharacterized. NCBI's taxonomy places the organism in Eukaryota, Metazoa, Arthropoda, Arachnida, Ixodida, Ixodidae. The record is from RefSeq and is a predicted model, not a curated record.